CCGCACGGAAGAAUUCCACCAUCCAUCAGGCGAUGGGAGAGUAUAAAAGGGCAAUACUCCACUCACAAGAGAGAGAAGUCUCCCCAUGCGUGUGCGCAAGUCUCUGGUGUCUGCGCAAGUCUGGUGUCCCAUGCGAUGUUCGACGAAUGCACGUCUGCUAAUCGCUGUUGUGUGUUUGUUUUUUUUUCAGACGACGCAAACGCGAAUGAAGGCUCCUGGCUGGCAGACGGCUGAGACCCUCACCGCACGAUCGCACUUCAAUGCACACAUGCGCACCCACACCCCCUUCACAGACUGUCCGGAAUAAAGAUUUCACUACGGAAAACACUAAAACGUACAGAGCCCCCUUAGUGUCAGUACACGAAACUGAAGUUUGAAUCUCUCUGCACCAAAAUCGUGACGUCCAUGUGGAAGAUGAUGCCGGAUCUCAUCGAACGUUUCGGGAUUGAAUCGGUUCUCCGUGCAAAAGCUAAGCUGAAGGAAAAGGAUGAAUGUGAAUCAAGGAGCCGUUCUGCAACACCGAGCUGCUCAGGUCAAAGUCUACCAGAAGACUCCUCUGAUUUGGUACAGAACUCCAUUCAAACAGCCAUCACUAAAAUCAAAGCUGCAAUGCAGGAGGCAAUCCGGAGGGUCGCAUCAGGGAAAAAGUUAAAGACCGUGGCUAAUAAGAUAAUCAAGUCACUCAAAAAGAUCUCUCGUAAGUCUCAUGUUAAGCUUGAAUCUGGCGAUUCAGUGCAGCUCAAAAACAAGGCUACGCGGGAUGUGAGUGAUCUGCUGGUGAAAUAUUUUUCAUGUGUUUUAACAAGUUUGGACCCCAGCGUAGUGACGACUUCUGAUGCCAAGGAAAUGAUUGAAAUAGUGGUCAAUGGUUUAGUCAAAUCAAACAGAGCAGGAAGUUUUGUCAGGACCUGUUCCUCAGAUUCCCUUUUUGAGACUGCAGGGACUGAGGUCAACACUGUAAAUUCCAUCCCCUGCCAUUCUGAGCCAAUUUACACUUUCGCAGAGGAGUCCACCAAGUGCUUGCCUUUGUUCUGUGAAAGUCCUGUGAAACCAGAUUUCUCAGCAGAGUCAAAGAAAGGUGAUGAUGCCGCUGUCAUUCCGAUUUCCGUCAUGGAUGAUGGCCAUGUUCACCAAAUUACAGAUGAAAACAAGCUUUUGUUCAAAAAAGGAAAGGACACAGUACUUGAGUCCAACAUGUGCUUGUCAAAAUGUGUGCUGAAACAAGGCUCUAAACGUCCACCUCUGCCAUGGUCUAAUGAAGGUGCUUCAUGCAGUACUCCUGAAGUCAUUUCAGGCUCAGAUGCAGAACAUGAACCAGAAAAAAACAUCUUGGACAGACCAGCUGAAAAGGACACUAUACGUGAGCAAGCAGAUUCCCUUCGUAAGACAGCAGGGACUAUAAGUCAUGGCGGCUCUGCAGAUCCAGCACUUGUAUCCGUCGAAGAGGUGGAGAGACGUUGGUUUGACAUUAUUCCGGAGAAAAACCCACCCAUAAACUGCUAUGGCUUUAAGGUAUGA
Molecule: messenger RNA, 1518 nt
Organism: Ictalurus furcatus (blue catfish)
Lineage: Eukaryota; Metazoa; Chordata; Actinopteri; Siluriformes; Ictaluridae
Exons: 3
Coding region: 406-1518 (370 amino acids)
Source: RefSeq, a predicted model, not a curated record